Molecule: messenger RNA, 573 nt
Organism: Charadrius vociferus (killdeer)
Lineage: Eukaryota; Metazoa; Chordata; Aves; Charadriiformes; Charadriidae
Product: olfactory receptor 6C75-like
Exons: 1
Coding region: 1-573 (190 amino acids)
Biological process (GO): G protein-coupled receptor signaling pathway
Cellular component (GO): membrane
Molecular function (GO): olfactory receptor activity; G protein-coupled receptor activity
Source: RefSeq, a predicted model, not a curated record
AUGGAGAAGGAAGGAUGGGAUAAUGGGACAUCACCAUUGGGGUUCCUCCUGGUGGGAAUAGGGAAUGUUCCCAAGCACCAAAUGGCACUCUUCCUCCUCUCGCUCAUCAUCUACUUGGUGACUGUGGCUGGGAACAUCCUCAUUGUUGUGCUGGUGGUGGCAGAGCAGCAUCUGCACACCCCCAUGUACUUCUUCCUGGGCAAUCUCUCCUCCUUGGAGACCUUCUACAGCUCCACCAUCCUGCCCCGGCUGCUGGCCAGCUUCCUGACCGGGGACAGGACCAUCUCUGCUGACGGCUGUGUGUCUCAGUUCUAUUUCUUUGCCGCUUUGGCAACGACUGAGUGUUACCUCCUGGCAGCCAUGUCCUAUGAUCGGUACUUGGCCAUAUGCCAGCCCCUGCUCUACACAAGCCUCAUGACCUGGAAGGUCUGUCUACAGCUGGUGGCUGGGUCUUGGCUCCUGGGACUGCUGGUCUCCACGGUCCUUACUUCUCUCUUGCCCCCGUUACAGUUCUGUGGCCCCAGGACCAUCGACCACUUCUUCUGUGAUUUUACCCCGUUGCUGGAGUCAUAG